This is a messenger RNA of Phaeoacremonium minimum UCRPA7, 1779 nucleotides long. RefSeq names its product putative uv radiation resistance protein. Lineage: Eukaryota; Fungi; Ascomycota; Sordariomycetes; Togniniales; Togniniaceae. The record is from RefSeq and is a predicted model, not a curated record. The coding region runs from base 1 to 1779 and encodes 592 amino acids. The transcript has 2 exons. Gene Ontology annotation, cellular component: lytic vacuole; endosome. Gene Ontology annotation, biological process: SNARE complex assembly. Gene Ontology annotation, molecular function: SNARE binding.
AUGGCUCCAGAGGUCCAUCGCCCUCUUCUUCUGCCACAGAAUCGCAAGCUGCGACAUCUGCGCGGCAUCUACCUUCGAAAUCUGACCUUUGGCCGACCUCGAGGCAGUACGGCAGAUGAUUCAGCCAUCAACAAAUCCCCGAGCAAGCUUGCUGCCCUCCAAGAUGGCGCCCGCCUCCACCACUCUCUCUCCUCCGAAACUCUACGACCUCCCGCAGGAAGGCGACGGAGUACAAACCUAUCAAAUGCAAGCCCCAUCACGAGACAGAAGCAGCUAGAGUACAUGGCCGACUCCAAGGUCGCGGACGCUUUUUUCUCUCUCCACUCCGAAGGUUAUGGAGAGCCCUUAUACAUCAGCGAAGUUGCAGAGAAGGCUACGAAUUUCAAUUUCCGCUUCUUCGAGCUUUCCCAGCUCGGAUCCUCCGUUACGCGUUCGUCCGAACUCACAGUGAAGAUAUGGGUCAAGAGAUAUCAGGGCCAGCAAGAUUGGAGCCUUCUGAUAGAACAGGACGUCGACCUGCGCUUUCUCAACUUCCUAGGCAGUCUUCAAAACACACACUUUCCGCCGAAUUGCCUCGUUUUCCAUCUCCUCGAUGGCGUCUACACCCUUGAGCUGCCUAACAAACCAGUUCUUCCCAAGCACGGCGAGCAACUCCCGACAUCCUCCUACAAUGCUCUCAUGCGUCUCGCGACUCUCGACACGUCAAUCCAAGAUGCCCUUGCCGUUCAGGAAGGGCUUACUACCCAAAUCAACAAGCUCAUCGCUGACGAAAAGCCGAAUGCACUCCCCGAAGCCGAGGACAAGGCCCAGUUGGCUAAGAGAUACAUGCUGCAGCAACAACGCGCAGCAAAAGCCGCACAGAAGAGAUGCGACGACCUUCGCACAUCCAUCAAAGCUCGCCGGCAGGCAAUUGCAGAUGGACAGACGGCACAGGUUAGAUCAGAGCGCGAUGUCCAGAAUGCGCUGGAGAAGCUAGCUGCGUCUAAGGAUGAACAAGAAAAGACAGCAGAGAAUAUACAUGGUCAGCGCCGCCGCAUCUGCGAGGACCUGACAGCAAUUUUCAACAUUUGCCCGGUUCCGCUGGGCCCACCUCUGAGCUUCCAGAUCUGCGACAUUCCACUACCUAAUUCAACGUAUGACACGACAUUGACCAACGCUGGAGAGGACUCGCUAUCUGCUGCUCUUGGUCAUGUUGCACUUCUGACCGACCACCUCCAGUAUUACCUCGGCGUGCCGCUGCCGUACCCGAUAACUCCUUUCGGCAGCCGAUCAAGUAUCAGGGACGACAUAUCCAUCCUUGCUGACCCGCAGCGUGAGUUCCCGCUUUACAUACCUCGCGGAGGAUCGAGUGCACAGUUUAGGUUUGACUAUGGCUGGUUUCUGCUCAACAAGGAUAUCGAGGCGCUAUGUAAUGCGCAGGGUCUCAAAGUUGUGGACAUCCGCGAUACGCUGCCAAACCUGAAAUACCUGCUGUAUGUAUGCAGUGCAGGCACCGACGAAGUCCCCGAGCGGAAGAGGGGAGGUGUGAGAGGUCUCUGGGCCGGAAGGAUGAAGGGAAGAGGAGUCAGUGUUGCGGACGAUACGAGCAGCGUCGGUGGUAGUCGACGAGGCAGUGCGGACAGUGAGCUUCUCAGUCGUCAGCGAGAGGAGCUUCGGCGCGCUAUCGGCCGCACAGGCAGUCUCGAGCGCCGCUUAUCGCCCACGGGCUUGCCAUUUGAUGAGAACGAGACGAAGUUGACUUUGCGAACGAAGGGUCUACGGGAAAAUGUCGUCAAAUAG